Messenger RNA from Malania oleifera, 3776 nucleotides. RefSeq names its product pentatricopeptide repeat-containing protein At2g01390. NCBI's taxonomy places the organism in Eukaryota, Viridiplantae, Streptophyta, Magnoliopsida, Santalales, Ximeniaceae. The record is from RefSeq and is a predicted model, not a curated record. Bases 661 to 2433 code for a protein of 590 amino acids. Gene Ontology annotation, molecular function: protein binding. The transcript has 3 exons.
CCUUUUCCAAUUUUGAUCCUAUAUCACAUUCAAUCUUUCCCCACUCUCUUUACCCUCCCCUCUUCGUUUCAGCCAAAAACGUGCACUAGGGCCGCCCCUUGUGCAACUUCAUGAGUGACCACGCCUCCAUCCGUCUUGCGUCACCUCUCAUGCGCGGUCACAGCCAGCCGGCACCCAGCCUGUGUAGUUCACUACUUGCUCGCCGUGCCGGCCUUGCCCACUCCGGCUACCCUCUCUCUCUCCUUGACAUACGGCAAGCGGCCCCUGCAAUCUCUUCUCCAUAGUUCCUCUAACCACCUUUGGGACCCCAAUCGCACUGCUCAUCACCCGGAUCUCUAACCUUCGAGCCACCGACCCCGCGGUGCCUUGCCGCCGGCUCUACACCCUCAGCGCUUUAAUCCAGCACCGCGUCUGCCGCCUCCUGAAGUCGUAUUGCCCAUGGGUUUCCAGCGUGCCUGUCUUAGCGAUUUCUCUUAAUGUAUCUUUGUGGUAUGGAAGAGAUCUGAGCUGCGGAAAAAAAGAGAUCAAAAUUUCAAAAUAGAUUAGAUAGUUGAAUCCAUUCUCCUGCUGCUGCUGUUGCUACUGCUGAUUCUUCCUGCCGCUGCCGCACAUUGGAUGACGAAAGUGUCUUUAAGUACCAAAUAGUGUUUGUGGCUACUUAUGUUCAGUUCUUAUGGCACCUUUGGAUUUAUCAGAAAAUUCAAGUGGUUCUUGGGCAUCUGCAAUGAUUGGUCUUUUGGCCUUCAGAAACUUUCCAUUAGAGGUGUUCACUCCCUUCACCGAUUCAAACCAAAGAAACAAUUUCACCAAUUUAGUAGAAGGACGGGGAAAUCUGGGAAACCAAUUGAGCGGGAGGAUAUGGGUCCAAAAGCUUAUAUGAGGGAUACUAUUGGUAGCAUAUGGAAAAUUUUAAGGCAUUCUACUUGGGAUUCGGCUCAAGAACAGCUGGAGAGGCUCUCUGUGAAAUGGGAUUCGUACACAGUCAGUCAGGUUCUCAAAACCCACCCACCAAUGGAGAAAGCCUGGUUGUUUUUCAUUUGGGCGUCACAGCUGAAAGGUUUUAAGCAUGAUCAGUUCACUUACACAACUAUGCUGGAUAUUUUUGGAGAGGCUGGGAGGAUUUCAUCAAUGAAAUUUGUCUUUCAGCAGAUGCAAGAGAAAGGGAUAAAGAUUGAUGCUGUGACUUACACUUCACUUCUGCAUUGGCUUUCCAAUUCUGGGGAUAUUGAUGGUUCAGUGAAGGCAUGGAAAGAAAUGAAAGCUACGGGCUGUCGUCCAACAGUUGUUUCUUAUACUGCUUAUAUGAAGGUUCUAUUAGAUAAUAAAAGAGUGAAGGAAGCAACAGAUGUCUACAAGGAGAUGCUGCAAUCUGGAUGUUCUCCAAAUUGUUACACCUAUACAGUCUUAAUGGAGUAUCUUGCUCGGUCUGGCAAAUACAAAGCAGUUCUUGAGAUUUUUAGCAAAAUGCAAGAAGCUGGCGUACAACCUGAUAAAGCUACUUGUAAUAUUUUGGUCGAGAAAUGUUGCAAAGCUGGGGAGAUAUGGGCAUUGACUCAAAUUCUUCAGUAUAUGAAAGAUAAUUCCCUUGUCCUACGCUACCCUAUAUACUUGCAAGCACAUGAAACUUUAAAAAUUGCGGGUGUCAGUGAUGUUCUCCUCAGGCGUGUUAAUCCUCAUUGUAGAUGCAUCAGUGAGGAGGGGAUGGUUAAAUCUGGAGCAACUGCCUCUGAUUACAAUAACUAUGUAGAUAUAGAACUUGUAAAAGGUCUCUUGACAAAGCAGAAAUUUGCUGUCAUCGAUCACUUACUUACUGAGAUGGUUAAUAGGAAAAUAAAAUUGGAAACUGCAAUUGUCUCUGACAUCAUUAUGUUGAAUUGUGCUCAUUGCAGACCAAAUGGUGCGUUGUUGUGCUUUGAAUAUGGUGUAAAAAUGAGCAUAAAUAUUGAGAAAACUGCAUAUAUUGCCUUAGUAGGUGUUUUCCUAAGAACCAAUUCAUUUCCAAAGGUUGUGGAGAUUGUUGAGGAAAUGGUUAGGGCUGGACUUUCUCUUGGAAUUUAUCUGGGUGCUCUUCUGAUUUAUAGGCUUGGGUGUGCUAGGAGGACUGGGUCUGCUGAAGCGAUAUUUAAUUUAUUGCCUGAGGAACAGAAAUGCACUUCCACUUACACUGCUUUGAUUGGUGCCUACUUCUUUGUUGGGUGUUUUGACAAAGGACUUCAAAUAUUCAAGGCCAUGCAGGGCAAAGGGAUCCAUCCCGCAUUAGGCACAUACAGUGUGCUAUUAGCUGGUCUUGAAAAAUGUGGCAGGGUUUGUGGAACGGAUACUUUCAGAAAAGAAAGAAAGAGUUUGCGAAAUAGUGUUCAUUCCCAGAAUGUUGUUCCCAUGGAUGAAAAGAUUUGCAACCUUCUAUUUGCUGGGGAUACGGUCUUGAUGUAGCACUUAAGACCCUAAGCAUCACAAGAUUUUGCAUGGUUCUCAGGUAAUCCUGUUGGGAAUACUGAUAUGAUUGCUUUGAGAAGAUGUGAUCAACAGCAGCAUUUAAAUAUUUGCCUUUAUAGGUUAUGGCUAGAUGAGUGGGAAAAGAUUAUUAUUAAUUGGUCCAUCAGUUCGGAUUCAGCGGAGUAGCCUCUCUGGUGGGAUUAUCUAUACUAAAUUUUUGAACUUUUUUGCAUCUAGUAUUGAUGCGUGUUUCUGUCACGUCAGUUUUGUGAGGGAUUUGGGGGACGUGGUCUUCUGCCUGAUGGAGCUCCUGUGUCCGUAGCCUUUGGGUAGUUGGGGGCAUGUGACUUCCGCAUGGGUCUUGGAGCAAAGUGGUCUGCGCUUGAGUGUGGCCUUGGUUUGAUUUUGAUUGACAAUUUCGCUGUGGAGUAGGUGGGCGUUGGAGCUUGAUAGAGGGGUCAGUGAUUCCAUAUCUGGAGAUUUUAUUUUCAUGCGGAGGAAGAAAGGGCAUUUGUGUGUUUGGUUGGUUGUAUUAGGUGGGACUUGAUGUGAUUGUCUUGACGUUGGAAGGGGUAGGAGCUGUGAUUGGAGGGUGUCUUUUGGGCUUCUAAUCUUCCAGCUUAUGGUUCAUUCUUACAUUGGGGAGCUCGGCAGGGUUCUCGGGCCAUUGUUUUUGGUGGUCAUCAAGACAAGGAGGAGGUUAAUCCUUACUUUUAGUAAUCUACUUCUCCAUGCUGCAGUAGUACCCGCGGGUAUAUAGCGAUGUGGUUGAGGCCAGAGAAUGGGCUUGCAUCAAUGGUCGAUUCGCAUCUCUUAUUUAUGUCAUAGAUUGCGAUUUGGGUUUGUCGAUGGAGGACUCCUAGAAGAUUGACAGAAUCAAAGGGAGGCUAAGGAGUAUUCUAAAAGGGGAUAAUGACAUCUGAACUGCCAUGAAUUCAGUUUCCAUGGCAGUCACCCACACCUAGAGGAGCCUGCAUUAGAUGAUGUUUGUUGAUCGUGAUUAUGAGUAGAAACCCAUUAUUCAACAUUGAUUAUCUCAUGCUGACUGUUCACAACCGUGUUGAGGGAGUUUACUCUGGUGAAUAUGCAGUGCAAGGAUUAAGGAAGCUUCUAUUUGAUGUAUUUUCCAAUUUGGCUGAUAUGCAGCAUGUAGUUUUUCAUGCUACUGCCAACAGAGCGGGGGACUGAGCUUAUGUUGUUUAUUCCACAUUGAUCUGGCCAGUUCUGUGUCUGGUUUAUUUAUUUAUUUCUUUUGUGUUAAAUUGUGUUUGUGACUUCUUACUCUUCAGUGGAAUUUUCAAACAUAUUUUUGUUAAUAAAAUUCAGGUUCUUUGCUUGAA